Messenger RNA from Penicillium pulvis, 2667 nucleotides. Its product is annotated as STE11 family mitogen-activated protein kinase kinase kinase. The coding region runs from base 1 to 2667 and encodes 888 amino acids. NCBI's taxonomy places the organism in Eukaryota, Fungi, Ascomycota, Eurotiomycetes, Eurotiales, Aspergillaceae. The transcript is spliced from 4 exons. Gene Ontology annotation, biological process: protein phosphorylation. Gene Ontology annotation, molecular function: protein kinase activity; ATP binding; protein binding. The record is from RefSeq and is a predicted model, not a curated record.
AUGCUGGCUAAAACCCAGUACUCUGCUGGUCCCCUAGGGGCACCAACUCCGGUGACAGCUUAUCACACCACAACCCCUCGACCCGCGACGGCGACAAAAGUGGAUGGAGUUGGAUUCACAAGCCCAACAAAGUCCGAAUUCUCCGACGGGCAGGAUGAGCUUGCAGCCAUUCGAGCUUGGGAUGAGAAGAAGGUCGUCGCAUGGCUUCACAGUAUCAAAUGCGGCCAGUACGAAUCGUUCUUUAGAGCUAAUAACUUUAACGGCGACAAUCUGAUUGACUGCGACCAGAAGAUAUUGCAGGAGAUAGGCAUCAAGAAAGUGGGUGAUCGAGUGCGCAUCUUUAUUGCGAUCAAACAACUUCGGAACAAGGCCAUGGUGAACCCAAGGCAAAAGAAUAUUAACAAAUUAGCUGCCAUGGAGGCUGCAGCCCUGUCCUCUGAACCUUCGCGCUUCUCAGGUUUCCCAUCUCUCGGCAAUGGACGCAUGUCUCAGAUAGGGGAGGAAUUCGGCAAAUCGUCACAACCUGGAACACCUGGAGACUCCUGGCGCAAAGAUUAUCUUAAUCAGCCAUCAUCAGGAGGCUCAGGGACCGGUCGUACUGCCAACGACGGCUCGAGAAGCUCUCACCCUCGGAAUCCUAGUCUUGACGGGCUGACAAUGGGUCCACUCCCACCCAACUCGCCUGUGAUUCGUGUUAUUUACACUGGUGGACAAACCAAGGUCCUUGAUAUUCGACACUGCAAAACGCCAGAUGAGGUGAUGGUUGGCGUUCUGAAAAAGUUGCAGCUUCCAGAGCACCAGUACAGGAACUAUUGCUUCUACGUUUUGGACGGCUUAGACCCGGAUCUGGCGAACUGCAGACGGUUGACUGAGAGCGAGCUCAUGGAAAUUUGUGAAGGCGUCAGCAAGUCCGAACGCGGUCGUUUGAUCUUGCGCAAGAUUCACGCUGGCGAGCCGGAUGGUGAUGAACUUCGUCGGGCAUCACAGCUGGCUGUGGACGAAAGUUCCGUUACACAUCAAAUCGCCUUGAACAGAUCUAAUCGUCGCAACCAACACAAGAUCCAACAGCUCACAGGUGAAUCCUGGCAAGUUAUCAAUACCAAGCAGCCAGUCUCUCCACAGGGACCUCGCAGUCGCUCCACCCCCUCCAUCGAACAAGACCAGAUGUCACCCAAUGACCAGCGCAAUCCAGUGGCUAAGCUUCGGUCAUUCUUCGGCCAGCGACCUCCAAGUGAGAUGAUUAUUCACGAGCUUCCCUCGUUCUUCCCUAGCCACGAUCGACAAGAUAUCGAAAAGACGAUGCGGAGAUCGCAGCGUCUCAGCCGUGCUGCAAGUCGCCUCAGUGUUGUCAGCAACUACAGUGUUGCGUCGAGUAUGAAGGACGCGCCUCCACUUCCGCCGUUGCCUUCUAUUCCUCCUAUCCCCCCAAUGCCCAAUAUUGCCGAUGCCUGGCUUCAACACCAAGGUGGAGCACCGGCGGCGCGUGCGCGGCCAGCAUCUAUCUCUAAAUUCAACCUUCCCCAAUCUUCAUACCGCGACUCGAUUGCGUCGAGCACCCUUCAACCACUCCAAGAAGAGUCUCCGACUACAACAGAGCCGAACCGCAAGUCUUAUGUCUCACUUGAUAGUGGCUCGGAUGAGCCAAACCACUCACGACAGAGCCUGCUGGAGGAGAGUAUGAGUGUCGCUGCCACCGACGGUGGUUCCAGUAAUGACCGAAUGAGUGUUAUGGUAGCCGAAUAUGAAGAGGAGGAGGAAGAGGAGGAAGACCCAGGCAUGUCCGAUUUCCUGGCUGGCAAUCACUUCGCACCGGCAAACUGGAUGAAGGGCUCUCUGAUCGGCGAGGGUUCUUUCGGAAGUGUUUUCCUGGCUCUCCACUCCAUCACUGGAGAGCUUAUGGCUGUGAAGCAGGUUGAGGUUCCUUCCGGCACCAAGGGCACGGAGUUCGAUCAACGCAAAAACCUUAUGGUCACUGCCCUUAAGCAUGAAAUUGAGCUUCUACAAGGAAUGCACCACCCGAACAUUGUGCAAUACCUGGGUACAGCUGCCGAUGAAGAGCACCUGAACAUUUUCCUGGAGUAUGUGCCUGGUGGUUCUAUUGCAACCAUGCUGAAGCAAUACAACACCUUCCAGGAGCCCCUGGUCAAGAACUUUGUCCGCCAGAUCCUGGCAGGUCUUUCCUACCUGCACAGCAAAGAUAUCAUCCAUCGUGAUAUCAAGGGUGCGAAUAUUCUCGUCGAUAACAAGGGUGGAGUCAAGAUCUCCGAUUUCGGUAUUUCCAAACGUGUCGAAGCGUCCCAUGUCCUCGGAUCCCGAGCCAGCCAUGGCGGUGGUGGUCAUCUCAACCGACCAUCUCUGCAGGGUAGCGUCUACUGGAUGGCGCCCGAAGUUGUGCGGCAAACGGCCCACACAAAGAAAGCAGACAUCUGGAGUUUGGGUUGUCUGGUCGUCGAGAUGUUCAUCGGCGCUCACCCUUUCCCCGAUUGCAGUCAGCUGCAGGCUAUUUUCGCUAUCGGUAGCAACCAGGCGCGUCCGCCGGCUCCGGACCAUGUUAGUCAAGAGGCAGUUGAGUUCCUGGACAUGACUUUCCAGGUUGAUUAUGAGAAGCGGCCUAGCGCAGAUGAGUUGCUGAAGUGUAAAUUCUUGGCUAUGCCGAAGCUGGGAUGA